This is a messenger RNA of Gekko japonicus, 342 nucleotides long. RefSeq names its product cystatin F (gene CST7). Gene Ontology annotation, cellular component: endoplasmic reticulum; Golgi apparatus; late endosome. The record is from RefSeq and is a predicted model, not a curated record. Gene Ontology annotation, molecular function: cysteine-type endopeptidase inhibitor activity. Bases 1 to 342 code for a protein of 113 amino acids. The transcript has 4 exons. Gene Ontology annotation, biological process: positive regulation of myelination; immune response; negative regulation of microglial cell activation. Lineage: Eukaryota; Metazoa; Chordata; Lepidosauria; Squamata; Gekkonidae.
AUGGGCUCCUAUAGUCUCCUGGGGCAUCGCUUGAGUGGAUCGCGUAGCUUUAGGCAAUUGCCUAGUUCAAGAAUUAAGCCUGGAUCUCCUGUUCCCAUCAAGACCAAUGACCCAGGUGUUCAGAAAGCAGCUAGGUAUGGCGUUUACACAUACAACAAUAGUUCCAAUGACAUCUUUCUGUUCAAAGAAUCUCGCAUAAACAAAGCCAUGGUGCAGAUUGUGAGAGGGCUGAAAUACAACCUUGAUGUCAAUAUUGCCCGGACAGUAUGCACCAAGAGGCAACACCCCACCUUGGACCAAUGCCGAUUUCAGAAGCACAAGAAACUGAGACAAUUGAUAUAA